This is a messenger RNA of Varanus komodoensis (Komodo dragon), 1991 nucleotides long. It is a transcript of the gene CFAP210, whose product is annotated as cilia and flagella associated protein 210. The transcript is spliced from 9 exons. The record is from RefSeq and is a predicted model, not a curated record. Bases 53 to 1699 code for a protein of 548 amino acids. NCBI's taxonomy places the organism in Eukaryota, Metazoa, Chordata, Lepidosauria, Squamata, Varanidae.
GAAGCGCGCGUCGCCUCGGAGCUGCUUCGCUCUCGCUCGCGGUCCCCCUGCCAUGGGGACGAAGGCUCGCCCCGUGGUGCAAUUCGGGAGGCGCAGAGGGCAGAGUCGGGAGUCCACGCCAAAUAACGAAGAUGACAUUAUGGAGGGAAUAUUUCUUCCGGUCGGCGUGGAUCUUCACCAGAUAACUAUACUGCCCAAAGCAGAAUGGCAAAGGAUUCAAGACAGUCUCACUGCCCCAGCUAGAGAAGCAGCACGAAUCCGUGCUGAAAGGAAAGAACGGAAAGAUAUGCACUUAAAAUCUCAAGCCCUUGUGAAAAAUUGGACCAAUACUAUUGCAGGUAUGUCACAAGUAAAGCUGAAAGCCAAAAAAUUGCGGCAAGAGAAGGAAGAGGAAGAAAAAAGAAAAAUUGACCUGGAAGAAGCCAAGUACCAAGCACAGAAGCGAAAAGAAAUGAUCGAACAAGCCACAAUUCAACAAUAUUAUGAAAAUGACAGAGUGAAAGGAUUCCAUAGAGCCCUCUUGCUUACUGAAGUCUUAAAGGAAAGAGAUGCUCAGAUUGAAUUUAAGAAAAUAAAACAAAAGCUAUACUGCAGCAAGGAUGAAGAGAUAGAUCGUGAACAUCAAAAAGCUAUACUAAGAGAGGAAGAGAAAGCUAAAGAAAGGAAAAUGAAGAGACUGCAACUUAGCAAAGAUCAACUGGAACAGAUAAAAGAACAUGAACAUUUAGCAGAAUUGAGCAAGCUAGAAGAAAUAAAAGAAAGGAAAGAGAUUCAGGCAUUGGCCAAUUUAUAUCAACAGGAAAUGCGGGAAAAAGAGCAAAAAGAGCAUGAAGAGAAGCAAAGGUGUAUGCAGGCACAUCAGGAACAUGUUGCUGAUCAGAUAAUCCUUAAAACUAUAGAAAAGCAAAAACAAGAGGAAGAGGAUGAUAAAAUUCGGGUACACUUUAAAGCAAAGCAAGCUAUGGCUAAGCUAAGAAAAGCAAAAGAAGAGGAAAUGUGCAGGUUAAUGGAAGAAGAGAGAGAUGCUAUUACAAGUCGCAUCCUUGCACUGAUGAAAAAGAAGCUUGAUAGUGAUGAUGAGCGCAUUGCUAGAGAAAUUGCAGAAACUGAAGAGGAGCUUGAAAAAGAACGCAAAGAAAAAGAAGAAAAGAACAAAGCUGAUUUGAAAUCCAUCAAAGAACACAGACUUGGUGUGAUAAAAAUUAAAGAAGAGAAAGAAAGACAGGAGAAACUGGAAGCUCAGGAGACACUUCGUGGACUAAUAGAAGCAGACAGAAUCUAUCAAGAACUGGAGAAAGACAAGAAACACAGAAAUCAUUGUGCAAACUUAAAACUGCAAGAAUCCCAUGUCAUGCAAAUAGCCGAAAAAAUGGCUAGACAAAGGCUUGAGAAGCAAGAAGACAUAGAAUAUGUUAGACAAAAAGACCUCAUUGCACAGUACAAGGAGCAGGAAUUCCAGAAGUAUGCAAAGAAAGUCAUUGAUGAGGAAUCAAAGACCACUCAGCAUCUUUAUCCUCUUUUCAAAGCAGUAAAUGAAGGUGCUGCUGGUGUCAGUGUAGCAGUUCAUGGAGACAGUCAUCAGUCAUGUGACAAACAUAUUACUAAGCUACCAUAUUUAGGUGAUACAGCUCAAGAAAUGAAACUAUUAAAUGAACAUGAAUAUGAUCACACUAAGGCUCGACUAGGUUUUACAUGGUAAAACCCUAUUUGAAUGUUUUUGCAAUAAUCCAGAUUGUGAAGAAUUAUAGCAGAAAACUUAUCCUUUUGAGGUAUUAUUGUAAUAUUUGUGAUUAUCUAAAUAUAUUUGCAUAACACUUGAAAAACCAGUAGCUCUGAAUGAUGCGUAGAAUUUAUUUUUUACUUAAAGGGUUUGAAAAACAGGAAUAGAAUUGUAUAGAUGUUCCUAGGAAACUAUUUAUAGUUUAUAAUUCUAUCUAGAAUUUACGCUGUUUAAUUAACUUUCUGCCUUUGUUUGUAUGGACACCAAAAAU